CGCCUCCAAACCCAGCCUGUCCUCUGACCCCUCUAAGCAACCACAGAGAUCCCCAUCCCCCUGGCUUGCCAGACAAUCGAUCUGCAAAUGCCUUCUAAUGACAGACCGGACAACCGGGGCUCUGACUUCUCGUGGCCUGGCUUCUGGGCACCUUUCCUCUUGCCCUUCUUUCCAAUCGGGACGUCGGCCGCAUUGAGCAACAGCCAUGAUGUUUGAGGCGUCCUGAUCUCGAAGUGGAAGGUUCUGUCGGGCCGGACGGUGACUCGGACGGGCAAUGGCGUUCCGACGUUGAUGUGUGUCGUCCUCGCAUUAAACUCCUACAUAUCCCCCUUAUGUCAACAUUUUGAUGCCGAGCUCCCCCUUCCUCCUCCCUCUUGAUUUUGACCGACCUUGCAGAAAUCCAUCGACUUGAUACCCUUGGAACCGAGGGCAGGACCGACGGGAGGACUAGGACUGGCUUGGCCGGCGCCGACAAUGAUCUUGACGACCUGCUCGAGGCCCUUGGCACCACCUGCCGCUGCCUUGGACAUUGUGGGGCUCGGUAUCGACGGUUGUUCGGGAGGGAAAUAAUCGGUGACUCGGUCUGAGGGUGCAAUGGCGUCGCGAAAAGGUGUGGGUUGACAGCUCCGGAGCUGGGGUGGUGAGGUUCUCGCGAGCGGCGCCGAGCUGCUCCAGACCAAAAAUUUCGGGUGGGCGGUUGCACCGCUUCAGCCACAGCCGAUGUGCCCGUUCUUGGAACUUCCAGGAGCGGUUUCAGCCACAAGUCAGACUUCUGGAUGCGCGGCGUAGUGGGGCUUUUUCAGAGAACCCCUGUUUUAAAGGGACCCGUGCGUUGGGGCGGAGGAGCAGUGACGUCCAGUGGAUGAUAGCGUGCCACCGAAUACAGCGGAUAGGAGAUUAGCCCCUCCUCUUUCCAUCUUUUAUUCGAGGAUCUCUUUUGACGGCGGUGAACGGCUUCAGACCUUGCUUUUUUCACUUUCUCUCCAUUUCGACCCAAAGCACGGUUCUGACGAUUAUUGUCGCAACGGCAUCUUUUCACCCGUUCCUUCGCAAACAAACCGCAAACAUGUUCAAGUGGGCGCAGCAGCAGCUCGCCAACGUAGCCGGCACUAAGGAGCCCAUCUAUGGCCCUGAGGCAAUCCAGUCCGUUGCCGUCGAGGCCGAGACCACCCCCUAUACCGAGCUCACCCGCGAUGACCUGAAAUGGCAGGCCAUGACCUCGACCAGCGUCGAGACCCAGAGCUUCUACCUCAUGGCUGACAACGGUCAGCUCGGGUUUGCCCAAGUCAUAUAUAGUAACGUGGCGGGCAUCCACACGACCUGCCAGUUCAACUGCAAGCUCUUUAGCCUCGAUUCCUCGAAGCCCCACCUCUGGUGCUCGACCCAGCUCACCAACCCCGACUUCAGCGAGGACAAGAGUAGCUUCUUCGCCGACGACUGCGCCGUCGAGCUCUCCGAGGACGGAACCACCUACACAAUCAAGUCGAUGAAUGAUGACCGGGCCAUCGUCAACUUGACCAUCAAGCGGGCCGGUCCCGGCUUCCAGGUCGGCAAGACGGGCAAGACGCUGUUUGGCACCGAUCUCAAGAACCCAUGGGGCACCAUGCGCCAUGCUUUCUGGCCACGCUGCACAGCCGAGGGCACCAUCAGCACCAAGGAGGGACCGGUCGAUUUCAAGGGCAAGGCCACGUACAUCAUGGCUCUCCAGGGCAUGAAGCCUCACCACGCGGCAGCCAAGUGGAACUUUGUCGACUUCCAGGGUCCCACUUACACGGCUGUGGUGAUGAAUUUUACCACUCCUCCUUCCUACGGCUCGACCGAGGUGACGAUUGGUGGCAUUGUCAAGGAUGGGGAGAUCGUCAUGGCCAACUGCAAGAGCACAGUUACUCACACCAAGUCGAAGAGCGACGGGGAGAACGGGUGGCCCGAGCCCGAGACCAUCAAGUACACUUGGACGGGAACGACCAAGGAUGGCAAGCCGGUCGAGGCUUCGUUGGAGGGUGCUUUGGAGAAGAGGCUCGACAGGAUAGACGUCAUGGCCGAGGUGCCUGGAUUUGUCAAGCAAAUUGUUUCGAGCGCUGCCGGAACAAAGCCUUAUAUCUACCAGUACUACCCCCAACAACAAAAACUCACUCUCAAGAUCAAGGUCGACGGCCAAGAAGUCAGCGAGCAGGGCACCGUCUUUGCCGAGUCCACCUUUAUUUCCGAGUGA
Podospora bellae-mahoneyi is the source of this 2212-nucleotide messenger RNA. It is a transcript of the gene SVF1, whose product is annotated as putative cell survival pathways protein. Gene Ontology annotation, cellular component: cytoplasm. The transcript has 5 exons. Gene Ontology annotation, biological process: response to oxidative stress. Bases 1067 to 2212 code for a protein of 381 amino acids. The record is from RefSeq and is a predicted model, not a curated record. NCBI's taxonomy places the organism in Eukaryota, Fungi, Ascomycota, Sordariomycetes, Sordariales, Podosporaceae.